UGCUUUUGGUAAAGUACGGGAUUUAUUUUACGCAUCUUUCAGGACUUUCCGGUGGCGCGGGAAAUGAACAGAGUCUUGGCUGCGUGCAGCUGCAGGACCCCGCUUUGUUCACUGCCGAGCUGCUCCACGGCGCCUUUCUGUGUCUCUGUUCGUGCAGGAAGCGUUUCAAAAGAAAGAUGCCCUUCACCCGCUCAAAGAAACUGGCAGUCCAUCCACCUCCAUCCACCAGGAUGAGUCUGAGGAGCUUUCGGAGCGUCCCGCUGGUUCCCAUGGAGACCUCUUCCUCUGACGACAGCUGCGAUAGCUUUGGCUCCGAUGGAGGCUUUGCAAAUACGAGGAGCAGCUUAAGACAGACGAGGAGGAUGGCAGAGAAACCAAAGGUGUUUGAGGCUACAUCAGAGGAGGAUACAUGCAGCGGGUUUGAGGAGAACGUGAUCAACAGGCAAAUGAAAUCCAUGAAAGUCGACUCUGAACCUCUGAGACGUGGCCGCAGGUCCAGCGUCCUGAAGGUUGCCAUGACGUUCCCCACCAGGAAGCAGGGCAAGAAGAGGCCUGCGUCCGAACCACUCCCUCAGCCUAAAGUACGGGACUCCGACUCUGAGGAGGAGGAGAACUUCAUGGACAAGAGAGCCCUAAAUAUUAAGGAGAACAAAGAAAUGCUUGCAAAGCUCAUGGCAGAGCUGAACAAAGUACCUGGACUCUUCCCGAGACGGAUGGCGAUGUCGGCGUCCUCUAUGCCCCGACAGGCAGCCCGGCGGUCCAUGGGAACCCCAGGGGCUUGCAGGAGAAACCCAGAGCGUUUGUCUCGACCCCACACACGAUCCCGCACGCUGGUGGACGGACCCCCAAGUCCGACUCCAGAGGAGGAACCUGAGGAUAAGUUCAGCCUGGUUCGCAAAAGCCACUACUAUGAGGAAGAUGAUGAGCCACCCCGUCGCCGUUCCUGCAAUGGUACCAAGGCCAUCCCUCAUGUGGUGCGGCCUGUGGAGGACAUCACAGAGGCAGAGCUAGAGAGCAUCUGCCAGAACGUGCGGGAGAAAGUCUACAACAGCUCCAGCGGAUCCACUUGCCACCAGUGCCGCCAGAAAACAAUCGACACCAAAACUAACUGCCGUAAUCCCGAGUGUGUGGGGGUGAGAGGUCAGUUCUGCGGGCCCUGUCUCCGUAACCGCUAUGGAGAGGAGGUCCGAGACGCUCUGCUGAAUCCGGAGUGGCAGUGCCCGCCGUGCAGAGGGAUCUGUAACUGUAGCUUCUGUCGCGCUCGACAAGGUCGCUGUGCUACGGGAGUGUUGGUUUACCUGGCUAAAUACCACGGCUUUGAUAAUGUGCACGCCUACCUGAAAAGCUUGAAAAAGGAGCUAGAAGAGAGUAGCAAAUGAAGUGUGGAGGAAGAAGCCGCUCCUGGACCCGACUGACAUUCUCUCUGACCAUUUUGACAUUCGCACAGUUCAACUAUUGUUCAUAGUGUUUCAAGCAUUAUAACACAAUACUUAUUGUUCCUGAUUGUGAAAUUUCACAUAGUUUUGAACAUUGACUGACAUCUGGAGGAGGCACACAGUCACUUCUCUCCAGCAAAAAGCUUUCAGUAUUGUUAUUUUUUUUUAUUUUUUUGUUCUCCCACUUAUUUCCUGCCUGUUCUCAAGAGCUGAGCUGUUUUAAAUUAAGACAGGUUCAUUGUGAUCUAAGGUGACUCGUCCAAACAGCCCUCUGUGAUCGUAAAUAUUUUAUGAUAAUUGCCUUGUUCUUUGAUGUAUAUAUUCCCUAUUCCGACCAUGUGUUUUUUUUUUUUUUUUUUCUCUUUUUUUCUUGAAAUAGCUUAAUCAUCCUACCUGCUGCAAAUUUCAGGCUUGUUUGAAUCAUCUACUGUAUUUUACAUUGUUUUAAAUGUAUAGAUUUUACACAGCCUACAUGGACAUGAGUUAGCCUCCAGGGGAUCCAUCUUUGUGCCUUUUUUGCAAUUUUAUGCUUGUGUUUUUACAAGUCGUUUUACACUUUUGUAAAGUGUACAUGUGCAGGGGGAAAAAAAAAAAAGGUUGGCUUUGCUUGGGAUGUCCUGUAGAAGUGGCCCAAUGAUCUGCAUGCUACUGAGGUGGUGCAGGUGGAAAGUGUAUAGACUGGGGUCCACUGCCUCUUACUUCUAAACUGCGAGGAACUGUGUGAUAUACUACAGUGCCUGGUUAAAUAUCCUUCAUUAGAUAACUGUCACUAAUGGUGUGGAAACAAUUAGCACACUCUAAUGGGAAUCUCAUACCUGUAAAUCAUUUUAUCCUUUUAAAGCACAUUCUCGCUCUGCUUCAGUUUCUUUGGCUCAUUUUCUGCCUUACGCUGUUAAGUAGGAAUGGUUGAAGGUGCCACUGAAGUGGCAAUAGAGUUAUGGCCUGCAUUUUCAGUUCAGAAGUGAUAUACUCUACACGAAAUGACAUGGAAUUAACCUUUGUGUCGUUCGUCUUUAAAAUGUACUUCAUUUCACCUGCAGCAGGACAUACUCUGAUUGUACGACACUGUUUUAAAAAUAAUCAACGGUUGAGAUUUGUUCUUUACUGUAAUUACAGGUGAAGGUUGUCUUACUGCUGCUUGUGUUUAUGAGGCACUGCACCCGUAACAGGAAGAGUGAUGCUGAAGUGUUGAUGGGAAUAUCCGUUAUGUUGAUGCUUGCUUCGUGCUUAUUUGCGUUAACUGUAAAUUUUCAUUAAAGCGUU
This is a messenger RNA of Xiphias gladius (swordfish), 2699 nucleotides long. It is a transcript of the gene cdca7a, whose product is annotated as cell division cycle associated 7a. The transcript has 10 exons. The record is from RefSeq and is a predicted model, not a curated record. Gene Ontology annotation, cellular component: nucleus. Gene Ontology annotation, biological process: regulation of DNA-templated transcription. The coding region runs from base 177 to 1379 and encodes 400 amino acids. Lineage: Eukaryota; Metazoa; Chordata; Actinopteri; Istiophoriformes; Xiphiidae.